Molecule: messenger RNA, 2234 nt
Organism: Bacillus rossius redtenbacheri
Lineage: Eukaryota; Metazoa; Arthropoda; Insecta; Phasmatodea; Bacillidae
Exons: 3
Coding region: 25-633 (202 amino acids)
Cellular component (GO): membrane
Source: RefSeq, a predicted model, not a curated record
AACACCGCAGCACCUCGCAGCAGCAUGGCCGCCCGCCGCGUCACGGGACUACUGGCGCUGCUGGCGCUCGCCGCGGCCGCUCCGGGAACCACGCCGCGGCCGGCCUGCGCCGGGGACGCGUGUCUCGAGCAGCCGCAGUCUCAGACGGAGGACAUCGGCGACGCCGGCCUGGUGGACGGCGCGCUGCAGCUGCUAGCGCAGCGCCAGGACGUGAGCGUCUCGCUGCCCGGCGGCGCCCAGGCCACAGUCAGCCCCAGGGGCCUCGACGACGGCGACCUCGACAUCAAGCUGCGUCUGCACUCCUCCGAAGCUCGGCGCCGCAAGAAGAACAAGCUGCGCAAGUUCAUCGUGCCGCUCGCCGUGUUCCUGGCGCUCAAGGCGCUCACGCUCAUCCCGCUCUUCCUCGGCCUGCUCAGCAUCAAGGCCUUCAACGCGCUGCAGCUCGGCUUCGGCUCCUUCGUCGUGUCCUUCGGCCUGGCCAUCUUCCAGCUCGCCAAGAAGCUCAUGGGCGACUCCCUGCCGCCGCUCACGCCCUUCGCCGCCCCGCAGCCGCUGGUCGCCGCCCCCACCGGCUGGGAGCGCAGCGCGCACGACUCCGCCUACAGCGCGCAUGUGCCCGCCUCGCGUCGCUGACUCCUCCCCUCUCCUUUGGCUCCUCCUCGUGCCGCCAUGACCGCGCCUCCAUCCGGCAUUUAGCUCCGCCUACAGCGCGCAUGUGCCCGCCUCGCGUCGCUGACUCCUCCCCUCUCCUUUGGCUCCUCCUCGUGCCGCCAUGACCGCGCCUCCAUCCGGCAUUUAGCUCCGCCUACAGCGCGCAUGUGCCCGCCUCGCGUCGCUGACUCCUCCCCUCUCCUUUGGCUCCUCCUCGUGCCGCCAUGACCGCGCCUCCAUCCGGCAUUUAGCUCCGCCUACAGCGCGCAUGUGCCCGCCUCGCGUCGCUGACUCCUCCCCUCUCCUUUGGCUCCUCCUCGUGCCGCCAUGACCACGCCUCCAUCUAGGUUUAGCUCCGCCUAAAGCGCGCCUUCUGUCACUGACUUCGCCCCUCUCCUUUGGCUCCUCCUCGUGCCGCCAUGACCACGCCUCCAUCUAGGUUUAGCUCCGCCUAAAGCGCGCCUUCUGUCACUGACUCCGCCCCUCUCCUUUGGCUCCUCCUCGCGCCGCCAUGACUGCGCCUCCAUCCCGCAUUUAGCUCCGCCUAAAGCGCGCCUUCUGUCACUGACUCCACCCUUCUUCUUUGGCUCCUCCUCGCGCCGUCAUGACCACACCUCCAUCCGGUACUUAGCUCCGCCUACAGCACGCAUGUGCCCGCCUCGCGUCGCUGACUCCUCCCCUCUCCUUUGGAUCCUCCUCGCGCCGCCAUGACCACGCCUCCAUCCAGGUUUAGCUCCGCCCAAAGCGCGCCUUAUGUCACUGACUCCACACUUCUUCUUUGGCUCCUCCUCGCGCCACCAUGACCACGCCUCCAUCCGGCAUUUAGCUCCGCCUACCGCACACAUUUUCCCUUCUGUCACUGACUCCACCCCUAUUCUUUGGCUCCUCCUGCGCCACCAUGACCACGCCUCCAUCCAGGUUUAGCUCCGCCUAAAGCGGGCCUUCUGUCACUGACUCCACCCUUCUUCUUUGGCUCCUCCUCGCGCCGCCAUGACCACGCCUCCAUCCGGCAUUUAGCUCUGCCUACCGCACACAUUUUCCCUUCUGUCACUGACUCCACCCUUAUUCUUUGGCUCCUCCUCGUGCCGCCAUGUACACACCUCCAUCCGACACUUAGCUCCGCCUAAAGUGCGCAUUUGUCCCAUCUGUCACUGACUCCACCCCUCUUCUUUGGCUCCUUCGAAUGCUGUCAUGACCCCGUCUUAUGCAGCGUGGCUGCUGCAUGAUGAUCUCCACCCUUGCAUUUUGCUCCGACUACCCUGGCGCACUACUCCAGUCUCACCUUUCGACAAUGAAUGUACACAGUUCGUUAAUUAACUGCUGUAUAUAAACACAAUUCGAACAGCGAAAAAUGUCUCUGAUAUUUAGACUUAUAGUUCCACUGCUACGAUGUUUCUGCUCAAGCAUGUGCACUAAAUAGUCUCAACCAUAUUAGGCAUUUGAACAACUCACAUUGCUGGGCUGACACACAGUUAUUAUUGUUAUUUAUUUUUUAAGUUAUUAUAUGAAUACGACUAUGUUUAUAACUUAUGAGUUUAAUAAAAAUGUUAUUAAAAACUACAAAUGUUACCAAAAACUACAAA